AUGAGAUUGAACAGGAAUUAUUUAAUUUCUUCUUUUUCCCCUUCAAUAGCUUUUAAUUUUUUAAUUCCAUUAAUUCUGCUCUUAAUUAUAUUUAAUGAUACAAAUUCAUCAGUAUUUCCAAACAGACUGCAAGCAGAUAAUGUAUUAUUAAAAGCACAAAUGAGAUUUAAAAGAGAUUUUCAACUGCCUUUACAACAAAAUGAAUCUCCAAAUAUUGAUAUAACACGAUCAAAGAGAGGUUAUUUUGGUGGAGGCGUUAUGGCUCAAAAAGCUCGUAUUGGCACAGAAGUUGGGUACGUGUGUGGAAAACGGGGGGACAACAAAAAGUUGAACAGAAUGGAGAGGUAACGACAAUUGUGCCAACAAGCAGUUCAACAACUCCUUCAACUACCACAACAGCUAUUGAGCUCGAAAGCUUUAGAAUGCUCCAAUUGGAUGAAUCGACUUCU
Meloidogyne enterolobii is the source of this 449-nucleotide messenger RNA. The record is from the annotation of a GenBank genome assembly. NCBI's taxonomy places the organism in Eukaryota, Metazoa, Nematoda, Chromadorea, Rhabditida, Meloidogynidae.